AUGACUCCAGUGGCGCCGGAACAAGCAAAUGCAGCCAAGUCGUCGGGAUGUCAAGGGGGCACCAAGUCGUACCUCUGGCACCUUCGGCUUGGCCACAUAGGUCACGAUGGACUCAAUUGCAUCGUGACGAAGAACAUUGGAAUUUGCAUCGACAUAUCUUCGGUGAAGAAGUGGGACGUGUGUGAAGGUUGUGCUCUGGGAAAACAGACUCGAGUGCGCUUCCAAUCAAACACUACAGCUCGCACCUCCAAACUCCUCGAAGUGAUUCACAGCGACGUAUGCGGACCGAUGUCGAUGGCAACUUUCAGUGGAAAACGGUACUUCGUGACAUUCAUUGAUGACAAGUCAAGAUACUGUGUCGUCUAUCUGCUCAAGAGCAAAUCUGAAGUUGCGGCGAAGUUCAUGGAAUACGCUGCGAUGGCCGAAACGCAAACCGGAAAGCGCGUGAAGUACCUUCAAAGCGACAAUGGGGGUGAAUACAAGUCCGACAAGCUGGCACGAUUCUGCGCGGAACGGGGAAUACAACAAAGGUUCACACCCCCAUAUACUCCUCAGCUAAACGGAGUAGCUGAGAGAAUGAAUCGCACGCUGGUCGAGUGUGCGCGUUGCAUGAUGGAACACGCUGGACUGGGAAAGAGCUACUGGGGUGAAGCAGUGAUGACGGCGAUGUUUCUUCGAAACCGCUGUCCAACACGUGCCAUUCACCAAGACAAGUCUCCAUAUCAAGUGUGGACGAUGAAGAAACCGAUUCUGGCCAACCUUAAAGUGUUUGGAUGCCACGCGUAUGUUCAAGUGCCUCAAGACAAACGCGCGAAGUUCGACUCCAAGUCAUCACUCUGUCGUUUCCUGGGAUACGCCGAACACCAGAAGUCAUAUCGAUUUGAGGAAGUGUCAACAGGAGCGAUCAAGAUCAGUCGCGAUGCCACAUUCAUGGAAGACAAGUUUGAUGAAGGUCCGCGCAACUACAACGAUGAGUCAAGUGUCGUUGAGUUUGAUGAUCAUGAUGAGGACGAAGAAAAAGAAGAAGGUAAAACUGACGACGACAUGGACUCGAGCGACGAUGACAACGAAGACACCAGGUCUUCGAAGAGCAACAUCAAGAGACACACGCGCACUCAAUCACUUGAGAAAGCUACCGUCAUUCCAAGUCCCAAGCGAAGAACAUACAGAGGUCCGUCGCUUGAGCAUGUUUCAGCGGCUGCAAUGGAUUUUGAAGCAGCCUACAUCGUUGAUUCAGUGGGGGAAACGCCGACUACAUUCAAGUCGGCGAUGGAAUCAAGCGACUCCGGCAAGUGGAAAGAAGCGUGUGACUCGGAGUUCGAUUCGCUUCAGAGAAACGACACGUGGGAAAUCGUGCCUCUUCCGAAAGGUCGCAAGGCCAUCGGGUGCCGAUGGGUUUUUCGUGUAAAGGAGAAUCAAGAUGGCGAAGUUGAACGUUUCAAGGCAAGACUUGUGGCCAAAGGAUUCUCACAGAAAUUCGGAGUUGACUAUGAAGAAACUUUCGCACCGGUGGCCAAGUUCACAUCGAUUCGUGUGGUGCUCAGUAUGGCGGCCAAGUACGGCCUAAUGCUACAUCAGAUGGACGUCAAGACAGCGUUUCUUAACGGCUCCCUCAACGAAGACAUCUACAUGGACCAGCCGGACGGAUACCUGGAUGCAACACAGCCGGACUAUGUGUGCAAGCUAAAGAGAUCACUCUACGGCUUGAAGCAAUCGCCUCGCAUGUGGAACCAAACAAUCGAUGGGUUCAUGAUCAAGAUGGGAUUCAAGAAGUGCGAAUCGGACCACUGCAUCUACAUCAAGCGAGACGACCAAGACAUGAUUCUCGUGGUGCUCUACGUCGAUGAUCUCAUCCUGGCCAGCAGCAACAACGAACUCCUCAAGUCGACCAAGAUGGCGCUGAGCAAACGCUUCGAAAUGACGGAUCUCGGUGAGCCUCGAUUACUUUCUCGGCAUAGAGAUCAAGAACGACCGUAA
Peronospora matthiolae is the source of this 1977-nucleotide messenger RNA. NCBI's taxonomy places the organism in Eukaryota, Oomycota, Peronosporomycetes, Peronosporales, Peronosporaceae. The record is from the annotation of a GenBank genome assembly.